Molecule: messenger RNA, 1116 nt
Organism: Sodiomyces alkalinus F11
Lineage: Eukaryota; Fungi; Ascomycota; Sordariomycetes; Glomerellales; Plectosphaerellaceae
Exons: 3
Coding region: 168-983 (271 amino acids)
Source: RefSeq, a predicted model, not a curated record
CUCAGCCAAGCGCCAAGUCACUCGUUCGACUCUAAUUCUAAUCACACUCGCUCACUGCACUCACACCUUGCCGACCUAGGCACACCGACUUACACAGUUGACAACUAGACAUUCACUCGUUCAUACUUACGUCUUGACUUUCCAGCUACCACGAAUAUAUCACCAAUAUGCACGGAACUUACUUUGCCUUGGGCUUUCUCGCCCUUCAGUUCGCCUCCGUCAGCGCGACCGGUUGGGGCCAUGGGACCUACUGUUACGCUGACAAGUGUUACCGCAACAUCGUCUCCCACGGCGACUUUGGCCGGGAGUUCUGCCUCGACUUUCUCCAGGGCGUCACCACCGCGCCCGAGGCCGUCCCUACCGAGUUCUUCAAGUGCAAGGGGAAGAUCCACAACGUCUCGUCUGCCUGCUCGUGCAUCACCAAGACCAUGACCACUGAGGCGCCUGUGGAGACUCCUGGCCCCGCGCCCACCGAGUCUGAAACGUCCGAAGAGCCUGUUCCUACGGAGGAGCCUGAAGAGCCCGAGGAGCCGGAGGAGCCCGAGGAGCCUGAAGAGUCUCCCAUCCCCUCAUCCUCCGCCCCUGUACCCUCCGACAGCGUCAGCGACGACCUUCCUGCUCCCACGGAACCUCCUUCGAGUUCUUCCAGCUCGGUUGAGUGGACCACCUCCACCAUCUACACCACCAAGACCCGCACCAUCACGGACUGCCCGGGUGACGUGCCCGACUGCCCCGGGGGUCCUUCGGUCACCACCAUCACCGAGACGACCGCGGUUGCCACUACGAUCUGCCCCGUCACCUCGGACGAGCCCGCUAGCACCCUCUCCACUAGCGUCGUCGUCCCCGUCCAACCUCCUUUCGAGCAACCUCCCGUUGAGCAGCCCCCCUUCGAACAGCCUCCUAUUUCCGAGGCUCCUAUCGUAUCCAUUCCUGCGGGCAACGGCACUUUCGUCCCUCCUGCGCCCACCGCUUCAAGCCCCUGACGACAUGGAGACUGCAAAAGUUCCCCGUCGUUUAUGAUUUUGACGCGAGUGUAUUUUGGAGGAAGUCAUGACAUGCCGGUUUGGGAUGGUUGUUUUCUUUGAGCUCGAGCUUUGACAUGCAAAGCGUAAUGGU